UCCAGUUUACGGUCCUGCUGUUUGGCCUUUCUACAGCCCCACGGGUAUUGACCAAGUGUAUGGCUGUAGUCGCUGCCUACCUUCGCCGACGUCGGAUAUGUGUUUUUCUGUAUCUGGACGAUUGGCUUAUCCGAGGAGACUCCGAGACACAAAUCACUCGGCAUGUGGGCAUCGUCAAGGACCUAUUCACACAUCUAGGCCUGAAGAUUACUAUAGAACAAUCCACUCUGGUUCCCACGCAGAGGUUAGACUUCCUAGGAGCUAUCCUGGACUCCGACCUAGCCGGAGCCUGCUUACCACAGCCGUGGUUUCAGGCGAUAGCAACAAUCAUCCGAGGUCUGCAGACUUUCCCAACAACCUCAGCUCGCUCUUGUCUCGAUCUCCUGGGUCCCAUGGCGGCCUGCAAGUUUGUAACCAAACACACCAAGCUCAACCUCCAUCCUCUCCAAGUUUGGCUCAACUCAGCGUACCGCCCAGACAGGGACCCAAUGGUCUCGAUAGACACCAUUCCCUCGAGCACCCUAGGCUCCCUAGAAUGAUGGCUAACUCCCUCCCUGGUGUGGGCAGGGAUGCCCUUCCAUCCGCCCCAGCCCUCACUGUCCCUGACAACGGACGCGUCAUCUCUCUACUGGGGUGCUCACCUCGGUCACCUUCGAGCUUAAGGCCUUUGGUCUUCUCAGGAGCUGGCAUUCCACAUCAAUGUCCAAAAAUGAGAGCAGUCCGCCUGGCGUGCCAGGGGUUCCUGCAGCAGCUGCGAGGCCGUGGUGUCUCAGUGUUUACAGCCAACACAACGGCAAUGUGCUACAUAAACAACCUGGGAGGGACAUGGUCCUCCCCCUUUUGUCAGGAGGCCAUCCAUCUCUGGGACUUUUGCAUAGCCCACUCGAUAAAUCUGGUAGCGUCCUUCCUCCCAGGCGUUCGGAACGCCUUGGUGCUUCGACUCAGCAGGUCUUUCCUAUCUCACGAGUGGUCGCUCUGCCCCGAUGUGAUGCAUUCUGUUUUCCAGAAGUGGAGACUUUUCCCCACAUAAACCUGUUCGCUUACCGCGAGAGCAGGAAAUGCCAGAUGUUCUGCUCCUUCCAAGGUCUCUCCCCGGGAUCGAUCUCGGACGCUUUCCUGAUGCUGUGGAAGGGCCAACUCCUUUAUGCCUUCCCACCAUUCCCGCUGGUUCAUUGGGUCCUGCUCAAACUCCACAGGGGCAGACCGCGCAUCAUCAUGAUCACUCCAGCGUGGUCCAGGCAGCACUGAUAUACCACGUUGCUCGACCUGUCAAUAGCCAACCCAAUUACCCUGCCACUCCACCCAGACCUCAUAACUCAGGACCAUGGCAGGCUUCGCCACCCGGUCCUGCAGUCUCUUCACCUCACGGUGUGGCUGCUGUGUGACUAAACCGGGUAGCAGGAAGCCUUCCACCUGGUCAACGUACCUGGCCGAGUGGAAGCGUUUCUCCUACAGGUGCGAAACGCUUGAUCUUACUCCUACUGAGGUCUCGAUCCCCUCUAUUUGGCCUACCUCUGGCCUACAACAGCAGGGCCUAGCGGUGUCAUCGCUGAGGGUACACUUGGCAGCCAUCUCUACCUUCCACCCAGGCUAAGGUGGUCAUUCCGUGUUCUCACACUCUAUGGGUUCGAGGUUCCUCAAGUGCUUGGAGCGAUUACACCCUCAAGUACGCCGCCCAGCCCCAACCUGGGACCUCAACCUGGUUUUAACCAGACUUAUGUCUCCCCCAUUCGAGCCGUUAGCAACCUGCUCGCCGCUAUACCUGUCUUGGAAGACAGCUUUCCUCGUAGCCAUUACAUCAGCCAGAUGAGUCUCCGAGCUCAGGGCUCUUAUGGUGGUUCCGCCGUACACUAUGUUUCACAAAGACAAGGUGCAGUUAUGACCACACCUGGCUUUCCUCCCGAAGGUGGUUUCGGCCUUUCAUGUUACCCACACUCAAUGCAAUGGGAGCAACAAUUGCACUCCCUGGAUGUCUGUAGAGCGCUCGCAUUUAUAUUGCGUGGACAGAACCAUUUCGUAAAAUGCCUCAACUCUUUGUCGCGGUAGCAGACUGAAGGAAAGGCCUACCUGUUUCCUCUCAGAGGAUCUCAUCUUGGGUGAUGGCGUGCAUCCGCACUUGUUAUGAUUUGGCUCAUAUUUCCCCAAGCCACAUCACCGCACAUUCUACCAGGGCUCAGGCUUCAUCUGCCACCUUGCUGGAUCGUGUACCUACCCACGAGAUCUCUCGCGCAGCUCCAUGGUCCUCAGUCCACACCUUUGCUUCGCAUUAUGCUCUGGUUCAACAGUCAAGAGAUGCUGCAGCCUCUGGCUCAGCAGUUUUACAUUCUGCCACAUUUCACUCCGACCCCACCGCCUACGUAAGGCUUGGGAAUCACCUGACUGGAAUGGAUAUGAGCAAGCACUCGAAGAAGAAAAGACGUUACAAAGGUGAGUAGCCGUCUUUUGUCAAUUCAGUGAGCAUGGGAUUCUUAGCCAGCAGCACUGUCCAAAACAGCCGACUGUAAGGGUAAUGUUGUUGGGGGAGAGGUCUUUAAAUUAUAGUUGUGGGGGGAGGGAGAUUAUAAAAGCAAGGGCUAAUUUCAUCCCUGAUGUAAUUGUGAUGACCUGGGUGGAAUGACACCCGGGAUGAACCUAGCCCAUGGUGCGAUGGGCAUGCCAUGCGAGCCAUCUGUACGCAGGCAUCACACCAGAAUAUAGAAAGGGAGCAGGCCACCUCUAUGUGUUGCACCAUAGUGAGGUGUUUCUUAAAAUGCUAUUGGGCACCUAUCUGCACAGCAAAAUGGAGAGAAUGCUGAGGACACCACAAUACUGAAAGGAGCUGAUAGGGAUAAUACAGGAUGAGAGAACUAAAUCUGUAACCCUGUGCCUUGGUCACGAUGGAGAAUGAAGGGGGCAUGCGGCACUCACCUAACACGAUGGGUGAACCGCAAGGAGAGAGGGGAGUUGUUUAGGGUGAUCCUUCAGUCUGUAAUUUCUGCUGUGCCACAGGGACUGUAUCAUAAUUCAGUAGAAAUUUCUUCCUCAUCCUGCCCCCAUGGUGGGCUGUGAGAGAGAGGGCUGAGUGCAGCCCAUUCUCCCCAGAACAAAGUUUGAGACUAUUCUUCCUGUGAACAGCCUGCUGAGUGAACCAGAGACAAGCGCCACAGAGCAGUGCACACUAGGAAUAAACUAAUCACUCAGAAGACCAGCUUGAUCCUUGGUGCAGAGAGCUUUUGAAAUAUAACCAGAGCAGGGUAGGAACCAACUUUCCUGUCCCCAAAUAUUUUUGAGAAUUUGAAGUUUUCUCCCCUACCUUUUCGGAGGAUGAAAAGUCAAAAUCUUGAAUCUGUUUCUGAAUUGGAAAACUGACAGUUCAGAUUGUUUCAAGUGACCUGUUUUGAAAAUUUAGAAAUAUUUUGUUUCAAUUUUGACCUUUUUUCCUUCUUCUUUUAAACCUUUUGGGUGAAUUAGCUUAAAUUUAGGAAAAGUCAUUUCCAGUUGGAAAACUGGAAUUGUCCAUUUGUCGAAAUAUUUCAAAUUUGACAAUUUCAAAACUUCCCCCCUCUUCCCCCCCCCCCCCCCGAGUUGGGAGAACCAUCAAAUCCAAGCCAAUUUUAUGAGCGGUUCCGGAUUCAGUGAAUCGGUAUUUUUCAACAGAAAGACUUUUUGUCCAAAAAUUCUCAACCACCUCUAGCUAUAAUCAAGGCAAAGUCCAUACAUGGCUGUUUUACCCAACAUGGGAAUGGUCUGUCAGGGCAUGGUUGUGCUGCAAUAAAAGACCCCCAGCACAGCCACAGCUGGCCUGGGUCAGCUGACUCAGGCUCUCAGGGCUCCGAGACUGAACAUCGACACUGCAAUUUUAUUGCCCCACAACCCGAGGCCCCCAAGCUCAAGGUAGCUGACUGGGACAUGUGCUUUAUAGUGCACCAUAGACGUGCUCUCACUGAACACGCGCUGAAUGUCAAGAGGUAAAGUCGAUGGGAAUUAGCACACGUUUAAAGUUAAGCAUAUUGCGAAACACGCCUGUGGCUUGGGAUCUCAGGCACUUACUUGGUCCCGACCCACUGCAGUUUAGGAUGCACUAGGCUAGCCCCAGCCAGGGAAGGGCUGGUAGAUAUGGGUUCAAGCAAAGCUGGGUGUCAUUCCUUUUCAAGAGAGGAAAGAAAGGAGGUUUGGCAGCAUGGCUAUGGCUCUGGGUGGUUGAUCAUACACCUCAUAUGAAAGGCUGAGUCAGCUCUUCUGUCCUUUUGCCUGAUGUCUGGGGAAAACUCGGACCAUUGGGAGAAGGCAGUCUGCAUUAAAUAGGAAGAAGCUGGAGACCUAGGCUGAGAUAUCCAGAGGGGCCCAAGGAACCCAGUUCCCACUGAAAGUCAUUCCCAUUAGGCCAGCCCUUUCAAUUCUAGCCAAUUCUCCGGAGCCCUAGGGCAAUCCAGCCACCUAAGGAUUCUCCAUGACUUACAGCUGUGUUUGCCCCCUUCCUGACUCCAAGUGCAGCUAGGCUGGUUAGGAGAAUCUAGUCCAUAACACACAUUUCAGAGCAUGCAGCUCUGAGUAUGGCGGGACCCUUUUAAACAAUGGGUUUUAAGCAUUUGCUAAGAUGCAAUUGCAUGCACAGAGUAAUAGGAAAGUGUUCAUGGAAAAAAAACACUGUAAACAUCUAAUGCAACUCGAUACAGGGGAUUUUUGCUAAGCAACUCUCUGAGCAAGUGGAAAAUAGCAUCAGAUUUUCCAAACAUGCAGGCAAAAGGCUUUGUGAGCAGAGGAGAACGCUGAUCAGCUCAUCUUUGCUCCAUUGCAUCUGUGUGCUCUGCUAGGCAGCGUGUAAAUACAUUUCCCGUUGAUUUAAACAAUGGCAUUUGUAAAUUAGCAGCAGGUGAACACAUAUUGUACUGAUGCUGAAAUAAAAAUGAUAAUUACCAUGAAACAUUAACAAUAUUUGUUCUCCAAACCCCCUUCCAGAUGGUAUAAUUUGUCAGACCCCUGCUUGCUCCUCUGGAAGUAUUGAAAAAGAAAACACUAGCUCUUUAACUGUAAAAGCUAUUGGCAGGGGGAAAGGCCUUCUCUGUUUAAUUCAUAUGGUGAAAAACCAUGAGGUCAUUGGGAUUUAUAUAAGCAGAUUUGGCACCUUUUCCUGCGAAUUAUCGUUGUACAGUGUGACUACAAUCAAAAAAGUGCCUGUAUAAAAAUAGCACCUUUUUAAUUCAACAGACCUGCUUCCUGAACAAAUUCAGAUUCUGAUCUGCUCCAAUUCCUGGAAAAAGAAGAGUUUUUACUCCAGUUCUCCCAGCACAGCUCUGGGAGAGCAAGCUAGAAACUCUUUUGGCUCAUGCAGUAACCCAGUGCCAGCUGCAGAAUUUUGAUGGCUAGCUGUGAUUCAGGAGCCCAGCUCGAUUGCUCAGAUCUGAGGGGCAGCAGGAAGACAAAACAUCUUUUAUUUGUGAACUGAGCCCAUGUGCUCUGAGUUGCCACCAUGACCCAGUAAACAUAGAGACCCCCCCCAUGCUAUUUGGGGAAGAGGGCCCAGUAGGGAAAAGUGCCUCCAUUUCUUAGUGCCUGGGCAUCUCAGCCUGUUUUAUAGGCUUAAGGCAGACUGCAGGUGUAUCGUGGGCACAAUGCUGCAGGGGGGCGAAUUCACAGCCAGUAUAAAUAGCUGCAGUUCCAUUGGCAUAAAUGGCGGUUCAUCCGCUUAUACCAGCUGGGGAGCUAGAAGGGAAAUUCUGGGGAGGAGGAAAGCAGCAAAAGAGCAGAGCUAGUGCCUGCUUUUGGUGUGUCUGGAAAGCCGGCCUGAGAGCGUCCAGCCCAGGAAAGGUGUCCAGACUGAGCCCUGCUUCUUAGUUGCCUUUGUCUCUAUGCACUCCUGGGAGAGCCAGUAGUGUGGGGCUCACCAAGGCCACUCUGCUGCCAUUGGAAGGGUCCUUCAGUUCAGCACUCCCUGGGGCCAGUUCCCCAGAGCCCAGAGGCGCCACCGCACACUCACACAGCAGUCUCUUUGCAGGCAUACAGGGCAGGCUCCCAGACAUGGCCUCAGUGCAUUGGGCUGGGAGGCUCCUGGGAAAUUCCCUUCUCCAUUUCUCCUCUCCCCCAAAAUGCAUUUCUAGCCCUCCACUUGCCACCUGGCUACAAUUCCCUGCCCACUGCUUGUCUCUCUGCUUCCUGCCUCCUCUCCCAUCCAUUUGGACUUCAGAGGUGGAAGGGAUUUCCCAUGGAAAACAGCCAGCCCUUUCUCCUGCCUCCUGAGUCACUGUGCAUGGAGAGAUACAAGCCCCUUUUGACUCUGUCCUGGUCAGGUCAGCGCAGCGCUCAUGGAGUGACCUUUGGCCAGGUUGCCAAGGUGUUACAAAACCUGCUGCGUGCCCUGGCCAGCUGCCUAUGACCCCCACAGCUCUGCAGCAUGGCAUGCCAACCUCCAAAGCCAUCCUCUGCGUGGCAUCUCGGGGCCGGAGAUCGUUCAGCCAAGCCAAUGGUAUUUGAAGACACUUCUCUUUCCCAAUUCAGUGCUCUGUGUGCAUUUCAGAAAGUUAGGCGUAAGAAACGGUGCUCUCUGCUUAGCAAGGCUGCUCCCUGGUGCCCUGGGGUGUGGCACAGCAGUUAUUGGUGGUGUGGCGAACAGACGUAUCCUGCCCAGCACUGAACAGUCACCUAGGCAGGAAGGGAUGGCUUUGCGGGGCAUCCCUUUGUCUAAUGGUAAGGGCUUCUCUGUCCCCAUGGGCGUUACCUGCUGGGGGAGUAACCACACCAUGCAAGUUGCACGUUGCAACAGCCAAAAAGCCAGCACUUGAGAUGAUUGAACCCUCAGAUUUCCUUUUGUGCAUAAACCUGCACGUUGUCCUGACUCCACAGGCUCCAGAACUGAAUUGAGUGCCACUAGCAUCAAACUAGCACUGCUUUUAGGGGCUCUUGAUGCUGUCAACCAAGACUUGGGUGUGUAAACAGAACACGUAGCCCCCAGCUGUGCUGUGUGGCUACCCCCACAUGGUCCCCCGUUCCCGGGAAUCUGUUGAGCUCCCUUUUUCCUCCCCACCCAACCCCCGUCCUCCCACGUGUGUGUCGGUGUGGUGCCCUGCAUAGAAUUGUAAUGUAGCAUGUGUUUAUAUGUGAAUCCUGAUUUAUGUGGUUUUCCAGCAAAUAAAACAACAAUGAAGCCGUG
Messenger RNA from Gopherus flavomarginatus (Mexican gopher tortoise), 7126 nucleotides. RefSeq lists its product as uncharacterized. The transcript has 2 exons. The coding region runs from base 98 to 1030 and encodes 310 amino acids. NCBI's taxonomy places the organism in Eukaryota, Metazoa, Chordata, Testudines, Testudinidae. The record is from RefSeq and is a predicted model, not a curated record.